This is a messenger RNA of Acanthocheilonema viteae, 240 nucleotides long. NCBI's taxonomy places the organism in Eukaryota, Metazoa, Nematoda, Chromadorea, Rhabditida, Onchocercidae. The record is from the annotation of a GenBank genome assembly.
AUGUAUGCACCUACCACUGACUACAAACUGAAGAAGAUACACGGACACAGGGUUACCGGAACCAAUACAGGAGUAGGAGCAACACCAUGUAUACAUCAAACACCCUUUCCACUUCUUCCACAUCGUGAUGCUGGCAAUGAUCAAUUGUUGAUUAAAGAUGGCACAGAACAGGUAGAUAGACAGACUAACCAACAGAUGGAUGAACAAAACUCGACAAAUGGACAGGGAGAAUUAGUGUAG